AUGAAUUCGGAUGACUCAUUUUCUUCUAUAUAUGGAUCAGAUUUUGAAGAUUCUGAAAGUAAAUUAAAUGGUGAUGAGAAUGAGUUGGAUUAUUAUGCUAUUUUAAAUGUACCUAGGGAUGCUAAUGCAGAAGACAUUUCAAAAGCUUAUAAACAUCGUUGUAGAAUUUUUCAUCCAGAUAGACAUAACAAUGUUGAUGAUAAAAAUGAAGCAGAAAAGAUAUUUGUUCAAUUGAGAAAUGCUUAUACAACUUUGAUUGAUCCUAAAAAAAGAGCUAUUUAUGAUGCUGUUGGAGUAAAGGGAUUGGAUUUCCGUGGAUGGGAGAUUGUUGAAAGAUCAAAUGUAUCCGAUGACAUAAAAAGACAAUUUGAAUUUUUAAAAAAAUUUAGAGAACAAGAAUUUAUGUUAUCUAAAGUUCAUCCAUCUGGAAGAUUUUUGAUUAGAGGUGAUUGCUCUGGAUUAUUUAAGAGAUAUAAAGAGGAACGUUUUCCUCCUACAUUUUCUGGCAUGUCUAUAGCACAAUCCGUUGAUUAUUCCGUUACGAUGAAUGAUAGAAUUUUUGCUCAGGGUAAGGUUUCUGCAUUUAAUGGUAGAGGUAGUGGAAAUUUUCAAAUUACGUGGAAGAAUUUGUAUUCGCAAAUGGUAUAUUUUGAAAAUGCAUUAACAUUCAAUGAAGACGAUAUAAAUUAUGAUUUUAAAAUCAUUGGAUCAGUAUCACCAAAAGUUGCCGUUGCCAUACAACCAUCUAUACUUUACUUACCUAUGCAUGGAAUUUAUACUCCAAGAUUGUCAUUAGUUUAUAGAAAACAACUUCAUCCAGAAAUUCAAGGAUCUAUUACUUAUUCAGUUGGAAAAAAUAUUUCAUCGUUGACAACAUCAAUGGAAAUAUUAGAAUUUAAUCUUCCAAAGUUUUUGCUUAACCUUACAUUGUCACCUUUGAAUUCUUUUGCAAGAAUUGCUUACUUUAAAAGAUAUGCUCAAAAUGAUUCAUUUUAUGCAGCUGAAUGUACGUUUUCUUUUUCUGGAUGUUCACCAUCACUUAACUUUAAAAGAAAAUUAGGAAAAUUUUCAAAAAUUGGAUGUGGAAUAAAUUUUUCAUUUCCAUCAUGCUUGUUAAUUGUUAAUUUUAAAAUUGAAACCAGUCUUUUGAGAUAUCAAACGCAAUUAGUUCUUUGUGAUAAUGAAGAAGAUGUUGGACGUGCUUUCAUUUAUGGAACUAUUUUACCAUAUAUUGGUUUUAAUAUAUUACGAAUGAUUUUUCAUAAACCUAUUGAGAAAUUUAUGCGCAUUUUUAGGGAUGAUACUAUUGAUACACAAGUAAAUUUAUCUAGAAAAGAAGAAGCUAUGAAAAUUUGUCAUUUAAUGAGAGAAACUGCUGAAAGAAUAACUAAUGAUGAAGAUCGUAAGCAUGGUCUUAUUAUACUUGAGGCAAAAUACGGUGAAAUGAUUGAUUCUGGACCUUCAUCUUCUCAAUAUCCUGUUGCUGGAAAUAAUCUUAUUGAUGUAACAGUACAACUUCAAGCUAUGGUUAAUGACUCUCAAUUAAGAAUAUACUCUAGCAAGUCUCAAUUACCAGGAUUUUAUGAUCCAUGUCCAGGAAAACCAAAAAUGCUUAGAAUUUCAUAUAGGUUUAGAGAUGAAAUUCAUUUAUGCACAGUUGCUGAUGAAUUUCCAUUAAAUAUUCCGUUGAGUGUUCAUAGGGUUUAA
Strongyloides ratti is the source of this 1707-nucleotide messenger RNA. RefSeq names its product DnaJ homolog subfamily C member 11. Bases 1 to 1707 code for a protein of 568 amino acids. The record is from RefSeq and is a predicted model, not a curated record. Gene Ontology annotation, biological process: cristae formation. The transcript has 2 exons. Lineage: Eukaryota; Metazoa; Nematoda; Chromadorea; Rhabditida; Strongyloididae.